UCACGUUAAGGGGCAUUGAGAGUCACAAAAGUAUUAUCAUUAGGCGGGAACACAUGUUCCAUAUUUUCUUCGUCCUUUAGACCAACUUGCUCAAGUUUAAGGUCCAACAUGAGGAACUUCCCCGUAAUGUUACUGACAACUAAAAGCUCGAAAGGGAUAACAUCCCCCGUUCUCACCUUUCUUUGACCCACUUCUCUAUAAUUGCACCUCUUUCCUGAACAUUAAUCACGCAUAUAGAGAAGAUGCCUUCUUCCAUGUCCUUACGAGGAGCUUCUUCCUCGCUCUCUUCCUCUUCUUCUUCCGUCCGUCCAUGGACACACGAUGUAUUCUUGAGUUUUCGAGGUGAAGAUGUUCGUCAAAAGUUUAAUUCUCAUCUAUGCCAUGCUUUGCAUCAAAGGGGAAUCAACACUUACAUAGACAAGAAUCUUGAAAAAGGAGAAGAAAUUUUGUCAAAAAUUUUCAAAGCUAUUGAAGGAUCAAGGAUCUCAAUCAUCAUAUUUUCUAAAAACUAUGCAGAGUCCCGAUGGUGUUUAGAUGAGCUAUUGAAGAUUCUUGAGUGUAAGGAAACAAAAAAACAAAUUAUUCUGCCAUUGUUCUACGAUGUAGAUCCGUCAGAAGUACGGCAUCAAAAAGGGAGUUUUGGAGAAGCAUUCACCAAACUUAGAUAUAAGUUCAAGGAUGAAGUAAAGGUUACAAAGUGGGAGGCAGCUUUGGAAAAAGUAGCCAAUUUGUCUGGACUCGAAUUAGGGGACAGGAAUGAAUCAGAGUUUGUUCAGGACAUCAUUAAAUGGGUGGACUCAAUAAUGGUAAAUCGUACAGUUCUUAAUGUUGCUAAGUAUCCGGUUGGAAUGGAGUCGCGUGUACGAGACAUUUAUCAGCAUUUAAGCAUGGGAAGGAAUGAUAUUAUAUGCAUGGUAGGGAUAUUUGGAACCGGUGGAAUUGGUAAGACAACUAUUUCAAAAGAGAUCUAUAACAUAAUUUCUUAUCAAUUUGAAGGAAGUUGUUUCUUGAAAAAUAUUAGAGAAACUUCAAAAGCAGGAGGUCUGAUCCAGCUUCAAAAGACACUUCUUUAUGAGAUUUCGGGAAUAAGUUUGGAAUGUCAUGAUACUGACAAAGGCAUCAAUGUAAUUAGGCAUAGGAUUUGCUCUAAAAGGGUUCUCCUAAUUCUUGAUGAUGUGGAUGAAUUGGUCCAACUAGAAACAUUAGCUGGAGCUCGUGAUUGGUUUGGUUCAGGAAGUAAAAUCAUCAUAACAACAAGAGAUCAACAUUUAUUAAAUAUCUUUAAAGUAGAUUCAAAAUAUGAAGUAAAGAGAUUGGACCAUAAUGAAGCUCUUGAGCUCUUUAGUUGGCAUGCUUUUGAGGAAGACAAACCUAUUGAAGAUUAUGUGGAACUCUCUAAGCAAGUAAUACAAUAUGCUGAGGGCCUUCCACUAGCUUUAACAAUGCUAGGCUCAGAUUUACGGGGUCAGAGUAUAAGUCAAUGGAGAAGUACAUUGGAUAAAUAUAAACAAAUUCCUAGCAAAAAUAUUCAAGAAGUACUCUGUAUAAGUUAUGAUGGACUGGAUGAUAACGAGAAGGAGAUUUUUCUCGAUAUUGCCUUUUUUUUCAAUGGACAAUGCUUGGGUCAUGUCGUUAAAAUAUUAGACAGUUGUGGUUUCUCUCCAGACAAUGCUAUCAAAAGGCUUAUAGAUAAAUGUCUCAUUACAAUUACUACUUACAAUACAUUGUGGAUGCACGACUUGCUACAAGACAUGGGCAGAGAAAUUGUCCGAAAGGAAUCACGCAAACAACUGGGAACACGUAGUAGAUUAUGGUUUUUUGAAGAUGUUCGCUAUGUACUCGAGGAAAAUGCAGGAACAAACAAUGUUGAAGGGAUAAAAGUGGAUCUACCUCAGGGUCAUGAUCAUGACAUGAUACGCUUGAAUCCCAAAGCGUUUGCAAAGAUGAAAAGACUCAGAUUUUUUAUAAGCCGUGAUGCACGCUUUUCUGGAAGAGUACUUAAUUAUCUUUCUAAUGAGUUAAGAGUACUUGAUUGGUCAAAUUGUCCUUUACAAUCUUUGCCAUCCAAUUUUCAUGGAGGAAAGCUCAUUGAUUUUAAACUGUAUAGAGGCCGCAUCAAGGAGAUUAGCGGGCAAUUUAAGAAUUUGAUGGUAAUGGAAUUCUCUGAGUGUAAAUUCUUAACCAAAAUCCCAGAUCUUUCAAGUUGCUCAAACUUAAAGAAAUUGAAUAUUAUGGAUUGUGAAAAUUUAGUCGAAGUUCAUGAUUCUGUUGGAUUUCUGGAUAAGCUUGCUUGUUUGAAUCUUUAUCAAUGCUCCAACCUGAAGAGUUUUCCAAGGUGUCUCAAGUUGAGAUCUCUAGAAGUCUUGAACCUUCAGAUCAAUUGCUCAAAAUGUCAAAACUUUUCAGAAAUCGAGGGUAAAAUGGAACGUUUAUGUUGCAUCUUCUUAUUGAGCAUUGCAAGAAAUGAAAUACCUUCAUCCAUUGGGUAUUUCACUCAGCCUAUGCUUAAAUCAUUAUAUGUGAGACAAUGCUCAAAACUUAUGCGUUUCCCCAAUAGCAUUCAUCUGUUGGAAAAUCUAGAAGAGCUUUGUCUCAUUAACUGUAUAAAUCUUGAAAUAGGAGAAGUGGCUUCAUCCGUUAAUGGAUGCUUCACUGGGAUUGAAGAGUUAUCUAUAGAAGGCUGCAUGAACCUGAUGCGUCUCCCAAUCAGUGUUUCUCACUUGCAACAUCUAAAGAGUCUUUCUCUCGAUAAUUAUCCAAAUCUUGCAAGAGAAGAAAUAUGUUCAUCCAUUGGGCACCUCACUGGGCUUAAAAAGUUGCACCUAACAACAUCUAGAUUGUUUAAGAGGUCUGAACCAGAAUCAAGUGCUGAAUUACUCCCGUCGCCGGUUUAUAAUUGUUAUCUUGACAGCUUUUCAUUUUAUUGCUCAUUGACUUUGCAAGAGUUAGAUCUAUCUAAAAGUGCAAUUGUCAGCCUUCCUCCGAGCAUCAAAAGAUUUGUUGAAUUGAGGAUUCUCAGUUUGUGGCAUUGCGAGAAACUUCAAGAAAUUCUACAUCUUCCACCAAAUAUACAAAAGCUAUAUGCUAGUGAGUGUUUCUCCUUGGAAAGAUUCCCAGAAGUAUCAAGAAAAUUUCAAUUCUAUAGGUGUGGCUUGCGAGAGCUAAGAUGGAUUGAUUUGUCCGGUUGCCAUAAAUUGCUUGCAAAUAUAGGGAGUCAGGUGCCAAAUCCUUCAUUUGUUGAGGAACAUAUUCAAGACCAUUCAUGUGGUAUUAUAUUUCCAGGGAAUAAGAUUCCAGAUUGGUUUAGCCAUACUAAGGAAACUUCAAAUGGUGAUGAUUCUUGUGAAUUGGAUAUUAGUGGUCCUUUGUAUUUGGAUGAAAUCAUAGGAAUUAGUUUUUGUGCUGUUCUUGGAGCCGACCCGGAUCAUUUGAUCCGUUCAGGUAUUGGUGUUUAUAUAAAUGGUAACAUGCUUGUUGAAGCAGAUUUUUACUUAUUAAGAGACUCGGAUCAUGUAUAUCUAAAUUACUCAUUUCCAGAAUGUAUCGAGCAAUGGUUGCGGUACCCAAACGGAGACAAUCUGAGGUUUAGUUUUUAUAGUGAGGAUAAAUCGGCGAUCUUUAAAAAUUGCGGAGUUCGCAUAAUCUAUAAGCAUGAAGAGAAUGAGAAUUUAACAACUGGCGAGUGUUCAAUAGAUUCAUUGAAUGGUAUCCAACUUUAUAAGAGAAGCCGAGAUCAUGGAGACAACAACUUUGUAAGAAGAAGGGGAAGAGGGAGAAGACAAUGAGGAAGAAGAGGAAUUUGAAGAAUCUGACGAUGAAGAAGAAGAUAAAAGAAGAUUGUGUGGCAUUCUUCUAGGCAGGGUUCACCUUCUUAGCUAUUGAUGGAUCAAGGAAAUUGUGAGUACUUUCAGAAUCAACCAUUAUCACCACCAAUUAACCCUUGAUUCUGCCUAAAAGCCUCAUAGUAUUCGGAGUGGGUGUUUCAGCCACGGCAUGGAUGGAUAUUUAUGAUUCCCCUUCAAACACUGUAUGGAUUCCACCUUCCUCAGUUUUUGUAGAAUCAAAAUAGACUUCCUCAUGCUUUUCUUCUCCUCCAUCCUCAACCCCUUGUAGCAAAUACACUUUAAGGCUCUUAUAUAAGUGAGCAGGGUUCCAUUUUUCAUUGCAAUGAUAACAUAAUCCAUUUUUUAUUUUUUCAUUCAUUUGUGCUCAGGAGAUUCUCCUAGUUGGAGGGAAAGAUUUCUGCCACUUGUUGUUAGAAGUCUUGGCAGCAUAGGUUGAUUGCCACUCAGAUUGCCACGCCCAGGUGAGCUCCAUCUAUCACCUCCCAUUUCUACAGAUUUAUUAGUGUUAUUGAGAUACUCUUCCUGAACUUUUGCCAACCCAAAUGUAGCAUUCAAGUUGAUGGGGGUUUAGCAUCAUUAUGUACAAGCGAAUAUCGUCUCUUAAGUCACUCAAGAAUUAGCUGAGCUUGUGGUUUUCCAAGAGGCCUCUUAGCUGAUUCGAUAGGGCCUCAAAUUGGGCUUUGUAACUUGCUACAGUUGAGGUUUGUUUGAGGCGGGUAAGGGCUUCCAUUGGAUCAUUAUACCCAGUGGGGCCAAACCGCACUUGCAAUGCUCUGCAAAAACUCUCCCAGUUGUUAAAGAUCCCGCUUUGCACAACGUCCUGGCACCAAACCAUUGCUUCCCCCUCCAGGUGGUAGGAGGCCAUUAACAAGCGAUGCAUAGGCUGAGUUUGGUGGUACUCAAAGUACUGAUUGGCCUUGAAGCACCAAGCAGCUGGGUUAUCACCAUCAAAGUGAGAGAAAUCUAACCUCACUCCCUUGUAGACCCCCUCUGUUAUUUAUGAGUUUCCAAUUCAAUGUCUACUUGUAAUUCUCUAUGAUCCACGUUGUUUUGACUUAUUACAAUUGUUAUCAUGAUAUCAGCUAAGUGUUCCAUUCUUUCCUU
Molecule: messenger RNA, 4949 nt
Organism: Juglans microcarpa x Juglans regia
Lineage: Eukaryota; Viridiplantae; Streptophyta; Magnoliopsida; Fagales; Juglandaceae
Product: disease resistance protein RPV1-like
Exons: 5
Coding region: 243-3785 (1180 amino acids)
Biological process (GO): signal transduction; defense response
Molecular function (GO): ADP binding
Source: RefSeq, a predicted model, not a curated record